This is a messenger RNA of Pteronotus mesoamericanus, 1179 nucleotides long. It is a transcript of the gene HRH4, whose product is annotated as histamine receptor H4. Gene Ontology annotation, molecular function: G protein-coupled serotonin receptor activity; histamine receptor activity; G protein-coupled acetylcholine receptor activity. NCBI's taxonomy places the organism in Eukaryota, Metazoa, Chordata, Mammalia, Chiroptera, Mormoopidae. The record is from RefSeq and is a predicted model, not a curated record. The transcript is spliced from 3 exons. The coding region runs from base 1 to 1179 and encodes 392 amino acids. Gene Ontology annotation, cellular component: synapse; dendrite; plasma membrane. Gene Ontology annotation, biological process: positive regulation of cytosolic calcium ion concentration; regulation of MAPK cascade; adenylate cyclase-inhibiting G protein-coupled acetylcholine receptor signaling pathway.
AUGUCAGCUCUUAAUAGCACAAUUUCCAGUACUGUACUACUAACCUCUCGCGUUCCUUUAGCAUUUUUAAUGGGCUUAUUAGCUUUUGCUAUAAUGCUAGGAAAUGCCAUUGUCAUUUUAGCUUUUGUGGUGGACAAAAACCUUAGGCAUCGAAGUAAUUGUUUUUUCCUUAACUUGGCCAUUUCUGACUUCUUUGUUGGUGUGAUCUCCAUUCCUUUGUACAUCCCUCAGAAGCUGUUCAACUGGAACUUUGAAAACCAAACCUGUACAUUUUGGCUCAUUGUUGACUAUCUUUUGUGUACAGCAUCUGUGUACAACAUCGUACUCAUCAGCUAUGAUCAAUACCAGUCAGUCGCCAAUGCUGUCUCUUACAGAGCUCCACGCACUGGGAUAUGGAAGAUCGUGGCUUUGAUGGUGGCCGUCUGGGUUCUGGCCUUCUUAGUGAACGGGCCACUAAUUUUAAUUUCAGAUUCUUGGAAGACACAGAAAGAGCAUUGUAGCCCUGGGUUCAUUUCAAAAUGGUAUGUCCUUGGCAUCACGUCAUUGCUGGAAUUCCUGGCCCCACUCUUCUUAGUGGCUUAUUUCAACAUCUAUAUUUACUGGAGCCUAUGGAAGCAGCGCAGUCAUCUCAGUAGAGCUCAAAGCCCUCCUGAAUCCAGUCCUGCCUCUUCAAGUAACUCUGGACACUUGUUCAAGUGUGGAUUGUUUUCAAAGGCAUCUCUUGCUGAACCGAAGGAAGCAUCAGCACCCCUUCAUUUAGAAAGACAACAAAGAAAAAGCAGCCUCUUGUUUUCCGUAAGAACCCAGAGGAAUAGAGAUAUAAGUGCUUCCAAAGCAGGCUCCUUCUCCCACUCAGAUAACCUAACUCGUCACCAAAAAGAAUAUCUUGAACUGCUUAGAGCCAGGAAAUUAGCCAAAUCACUGGCCAUUCUCUUAGGGGUUUUCAUCCUUUGCUGGGCUCCUUUUUCUCUGUUCACAUUUGUUCGUUCAAUUUACAGCCCAGGUCAGCAUGCUGAAACAUUUGUGUACGAUAUCACAUUUUGGCUUCAGUGGUGUAAUUCCUUUGUCAAUCCUUUUUUGUACCCAUUGUGUCACAAACGUUUUCAGAAGGCUUUCUUGAAAAUAUUUUGUGUGAAAAAGCAACUCAUACAAUCAUCUAAUCGGUCAGUGUCCUCUUAA